Carassius carassius (crucian carp) is the source of this 3584-nucleotide messenger RNA. RefSeq names its product protein kinase C iota type-like. The transcript is spliced from 18 exons. Bases 284 to 2050 code for a protein of 588 amino acids. Gene Ontology annotation, biological process: protein phosphorylation. The record is from RefSeq and is a predicted model, not a curated record. Lineage: Eukaryota; Metazoa; Chordata; Actinopteri; Cypriniformes; Cyprinidae. Gene Ontology annotation, molecular function: ATP binding; protein binding; protein serine/threonine kinase activity.
UGUUUGGAUCAUUCCGUCUCGAGGCUUGAGUGAGAGAAGAGAAGGGAGUGUUUCCCGUCAGCCACUGAAGUUUUACUAGUCCUAAUAAUUUCUGUCAGAACUUGAAUAAUAAUAUUUCAGACAGGCCCAUUCUACUACCGGGGUCAACACUGUUUUGGACCAAAGUAUAAGUCCAGUUUUCUAAUUCCGGUUGUUGUUUUUUUCUCUCCCGUUGGACGACAUCGGGAUAGCCUCAUUAGCCAAGUUAGCUCGCUAGCCGGAGUAACGUUACGGAGACUUCAUAAUGCCCACGCUGCGGGACAGCACCAUGUCCCACCCCGGAGAAAACGCGCACCAGGUCCGGGUAAAAGCUUAUUACAGAGGGGACAUCAUGAUCACACAUUUUGAUCCCUCCAUCUCCUAUGAGGGGCUGUGCAAUGAGGUGCGGGACAUGUGCUCCAUGGACAAUGACCAGCUCUUCACCAUGAAAUGGAUUGAUGAAGAAGGGGAUCCAUGCACCGUUUCUUCUCAGCUGGAGUUGGAGGAGGCCUUACGUCUCUAUGAACUCAACAAAGACUCGGAGCUUAUUAUUCACGUGUUUCCAUGUGUCCCUGAGAAGCCUGGCAUGCCUUGUCCUGGAGAAGACAAGUCCAUAUACCGUCGUGGAGCUCGACGCUGGAGAAAACUCUACUAUGCCAACGGACAUGGAUUUCAGGCCAAACGUUUUAACAGGCGUGCUCAUUGUGCCAUCUGCACAGAUCGUAUCUGGGGCCUGGGCAGGCAGGGAUACAAGUGCAUAAACUGUAAAUUGCUGGUCCAUAAGAAAUGCCAUAAAUUGGUCACAGUGGAGUGUGGUAGACCAGUAAUGCAGGACCUGAUGAUUGGAAGAAUAGAUCCAGGGUCCACUCCAUCAGAGCAUGCUGAUCAAGUUCUAGACAAAAAGAACUCAAUGGAAAGUAUCAAUCAUGAGGGAGAAGAGCAUGAGGCUGUGGGCAGUCGGGACUCCGGGAAGACUGUGUCCAGUUUGGGGCUAAUAGACUUUGACCUGCUCCGAGUGAUCGGCAGGGGCAGCUACGCCAAAGUACUGCUGGUGCGUCUCAAAAAGACAGACCGCAUCUACGCCAUGAAGGUGGUGAAGAAGGAGCUGGUUAAUGAUGAUGAGGAUAUUGACUGGGUUCAAACAGAAAAGCAUGUGUUUGAGCAGGCUUCCAACCAUCCCUUCCUGGUGGGACUUCACUCAUGCUUCCAGACAGAGAGCAGGCUAUUCUUUGUAAUCGAAUAUGUGAAUGGAGGUGAUCUAAUGUUCCACAUGCAGCGACAGAGAAAACUUCCGGAAGAGCAUGCCAGGUUUUACUCAGCAGAGAUCAGUCUCGCCUUGAACUACCUCCAUGAGCGUGGAAUCAUUUACAGGGACCUGAAGCUGGACAAUGUUUUGCUGGAGUCAGAGGGACACAUCAAACUCACUGAUUAUGGCAUGUGUAAGGAGGGACUGAGACCAGGAGACACAACCAGCACUUUCUGUGGAACCCCCAAUUACAUUGCACCUGAGAUUCUGAGAGGAGAAGACUACGGGUUUAGUGUGGACUGGUGGGCACUGGGCGUCCUGAUGUUUGAGAUGAUGGCUGGGAGGUCACCCUUUGACAUAGUCGGCAGCUCUGAUAACCCUGACCAAAACACUGAAGAUUAUCUUUUCCAAGUAAUUUUGGAGAAGCAGAUCAGAAUUCCCAGAUCGUUAUCGGUUAAAGCUGCUAGCGUGCUGAAGGGAUUCCUCAACAAGGAACCAAAGGAACGCCUCGGAUGUCACCCUCAGACAGGCUUUGCAGACAUCAUGGCCCAUCCGUUUUUCCGAAAUGUAGACUGGGAUCUUAUGGAGCAGAAGCAAGUGGUUCCGCCCUUCAAGCCCAACAUCUCUGGCGAGUUUGGGCUGGAUAACUUUGAUGCCCAGUUCACCAAUGAGCCCAUUCAGCUCACGCCUGACGAUGAUGAUGCUGUAAAGAAGAUCGACCAGUCCGAGUUUGAAGGCUUUGAGUACAUCAACCCUCUGCUGAUGUCAGCGGAGGAGUGUGUGUGAACGGCCUGUGUGUUUCGGUUUACGUGCAUAUCAUCUCUGCCUUUUCUUGCAUGGUCGCAAACAAUCAGAAAGGAAACAGCCACCUGACUUCAUUUUGUUGGGACCAGAUGGGACAUUAACUUUGCCAAACUUCUUUCACUUUCUGCCAUUUGUAACCACUAGUCCUUAAGUCUAUUUUUCCUUGUUUAUUUUUGUGACAUAUAAAUCAGCACUGAUGAAAUUUAUCAGUGCCUUUGUGCAUUAACCAACGUAGCUGGAAUGCCAGUUUUGGGUAACUGAACACUCUGCAAUCUAAAGGAAAUAAUGACUGUGAUGGUACGCAGGACCUCAUAUGGCGAUGAUGUCUGAUACACAUUUUAUUUGUAUAUAUUAAAGAGAAUCCAUUGAGCAUAUAUAGUAAGCCAUUUUUAAACUCCAUAUACCACAUGGGAUAUUUUUGAAGACUUUUUUUUCAGAUUUUCUGUUCUGCCUCUCAGAAAAAAAAGUGUAGUGUAAGGAAGAAAAACUUUAUACUUUGUUUUACUGUUAUUUGUUAUUAUUAUUUAAGAUUACGGUCAUCUAUAUAGAAUGUGCACAAUAUAUUGAAUAAGAGUUUUCCAUAAGUUGUUUUAAUAUGAUUGGGCAUGUGGCCUCGUCGUAGAUUGAAGUAGGUAUCAAACUUGUAAGAAUGGAGCAGGGAACACUAAUGAAAACUGUUGUAAAUACUGACAAACUGUGAAAGGAGAAGUUUUCUGUAUAGAGGGGGAAUGAGGGAGAAAAGUACAACAGCUUUCAUCAACACAGGACCAAAAUAAGACACUAAAAUGAGUAUGUUCCUGUCAGUGCUCUCCGUAUUGACGAGGUAAAAAUAUGUUUUUACUCUUCAGCUGCUGCAUGUAUGAAGUAUUUCUCACUUUUUCUUCUUUUGUUUCUUGCUUUUUGUGUUACAUGUGAUACAUUGCCUUUCUGGUUAUGAUAUUUAGUUUAUAUACUUCUUAACAUUGAGCGUCAAUGGAUGUGAGUUCAUUGUUUCUCGUUACAGUCACGGAAAAGAUCAUAUGCAUGAUGUAGUAAAGGGUCUUGGAUUUUGUUUACCCUUCACAAUCCCAUCAAUGGCGCCGAGCUCUUUGGGUGGAGUGCUUUGAAAACAGAUCAUGUCUGGAUGCAUUUUUGUUUGUUUGUGUUUUUUGAAAGGACCUUUGACAAUAAUGACCAAAUGAUGAAAUUAAACACAAGUGACUCAUACACAGAAUAACCCGUUCUCAUUCCUCAUCAUGCAUGUAUCAACUUGCUUAUAUUUUCACAGAUGUUCACACUGGUUUUGAGCUGUGAGGAACUCGUUAGCAACCUGGCGUUAUAAAUGAUCGAGUCACUUAAAGCCCUCAAUGCAUUCCCAGAAAAAAAUAAAUAAACAAUGUGCUAAUAUGCUUUAAAGAAGCAUCAGGGGGCUGAAGUGGACUGUUUGUUUUAUUUUUUUUGUAUAUUCUGUGUAUUAAUAUGCACAUGGAAAACACUAUCAACUGACUAGAAUAAACUACCACUUUUUUAAACUAAA